AUGGACGUUCAACAGCAAGGCCACCAGAGUCGCAACUUUGCCAUUACAAAGUCAAAGCUGCAGCACAUGAAACACGACCCCUCAGUGUCUAUCGAUGAUUUCAUUUCAAAAAUGCUCGUAUCCACUGAUAAUCUUACUGGGAGGUCGCCGGCUCAGCUAAAAUUCCCAAAACAAUACUCAGUUAUGGAGACUGGACAUAUUUCAUUCACUCCGUCGCCUUCAAGUCCGAAUCAGGUUCCUGAUUCCGCCUCAGAUGAUGCUUGGGAUAAUUUUAAGUCAUCGUUGGGUUCAAGCUCGUUCAUGCAGGCAAGAAUCACCGAAGAGGAUAAGGUCCCUACCUUUGACGUUGACUUUGAUGGUUUUACUUCAUGUAAAUCAGUUAAUCAACCCUCCAAUCCAACUCCAAUUGUGACGCCUGUUUUCGAUUCCUCAAGUCAAAAAUCGGGUUUGUCUCUUGGGGUCAUUGCUCCUCUUAACAUCCCCAAUUCAUCAGAUCCAAAUCAGACACUGGACUCACCGGGAUCAUUUGACGAGUUUUCAGAUUUUGUUGGCUCUGGACCUCCGCUCUCUCCAUCCACUACGGAAAAAUUUCCAAUCGCUUCACAUGAGACUAAGAAUGCUACGCACAUUAGUUCUUCUACCGCUCCGGCGCUCUCUCAGGAGCAACUUUUUUCAAAAUCCACACUCCAAGAAACGGAUCCAGAAGAUGGAUUCGAAGAUUUCCAAGCCUGCGCUUACGAAUCGCCAUUCAUGGUGGAACAAAUUAAGCAAUUACCUACAGAGGAGUGGUUAAAGUGUCUAUCAGAGUGUCGCAGUAUGCUUUCCGAAUCGGUCUCUAUUUUGUCAUCUCUUGUGAACGACUCCGAUGUGGAUGCCUUCUUGGCUACUCCUCGUGGCAAUGAAUUCAUCCUCGAGUUGAUUGAAAUCUAUGGAAUCAUCCAACGCAUUCGUUUGGCCGCCUCUCUUAACGAUCUGCUGGAUUCACAAUUACAGUCAGUAUUUAACCAAAUUGAUCGUGUUUGGGGUGAUUUGGCAAGAUUUGUGAAAAAUCAAGAUCACAAGCUCUGCAAAACAUCUAAUCCUCUUCAGUCGACACUGAAGCGCCGUCUUGCUCAAUCCGUUGAGGCUGCAAACAUGAUGAAUACUCUCUCCGUGGAGCCUAACUGUGGGGUCUGUGUGACUCCUGUUCCUGCCCCUUCCACAGCGGAGGCGGAACCGGGAACCGCUGUCAUCUCCCUUGCUGGUCGGGUUUACCACGCACCCUGCGCCAAUCUCUGGGUUAACCGAAUUGAACUCUCUCUUCCAGCUCUUCGAGUCCGCUGA
Messenger RNA from Hydatigera taeniaeformis, 1323 nucleotides. NCBI's taxonomy places the organism in Eukaryota, Metazoa, Platyhelminthes, Cestoda, Cyclophyllidea, Taeniidae. The record is from the annotation of a GenBank genome assembly.